GCGCAUCCACUUGUUGAGUUCACAAUAGUUCACCGGCGUCGCUCUAUUUAAAGAGGCAUCAACAUGGCACACGGUCUGGUCAGACGGGAGUCAGUGGAAACGGAGAUGCAGAAGUCCGAAGACAAAAGGAAAACCUUCGUGUACACUAAGAAGAGGGGCUAUGAUGUUACCCGAAACCCUCACCUCAACAAGGGCAUGGCGUUCUCCCUGGAGGAGCGUCUGCAGCUGGGGAUCCAUGGCCUGAUGCCUCCCUGCUUCGUCAGCCAGGACGUCCAGCUGCUGCGAGUGCUCAAAAACUACGACAUGAAGAGAGACGACUUGGACAGAUAUGUGUUCCUGAUGGGGCUCCAGGAUCGCAGCGAGAAGCUUUUCUAUCGGGUGCUAUUGUCAGACGUCGAAAGGUUCAUGCCCAUCAUUUACACCCCCACUGUAGGCCUGGCUUGCCAGCAAUACGGCCUGAUAUUUAGAAGACCGAGGGGGCUGUUCAUCACCAUUCAUGACCGUGGCCACAUUGCUUCACUGCUGCAGAACUGGCCGGAGAAAGACAUCAAGGCAGUGUGUGUGACAGAUGGAGAGAGGAUCCUGGGACUGGGAGACCUGGGCUGCUAUGGCAUGGGCAUCCCAGUGGGCAAGCUGGCCCUCUACACAGCCUGUGGAGGUAUGCCACCACAGCAGUGUCUGCCUGUCAUGCUGGACGUGGGCACAGACAAUGAGGCCCUGCUGAAGGACCCUCUCUACAUCGGGUUGAGGCAUAAGAGAGUCCGAGGCCAGGCCUAUGAUGACCUGCUGGAUGAAUUCAUGAAGGCUGUGUCGGACAGGUUUGGGAUGGACUGUCUGAUUCAGUUUGAGGACUUUGCAAAUGUUAAUGCUUUCCGUCUGCUGAGCAAGUACCGCAACAAGUACUGCACUUUCAACGACGACAUCCAAGGUACUGCUGCUGUGGCAGUAGCUGGACUCCUGGCCGCCCUCCGCAUCACCAAAAGCAAAAUGUGUGACCACACCUUUGUGUUCCAAGGUGCAGGGGAGGCAGCGAUGGGGAUUGCUGAGCUGAUCACCAUGGCCAUGGAGAAGGAGGGACUCGCUAAGGAAGAGUGCUUGAAAAAGAUCUGGAUGGUUGAUUCCAAGGGUCUCAUUGUCAAGGGUCGGGACCACCUGACUCAUGAGAAGGAGAGGUUUGCUCAUGAGCACCCACAUGUGAAGAGACUGGAGGAUGUCGUUCAGGAACUGAAACCAACAGCUAUCAUUGGUGUGGCAGCUGUUGCCGGAGCAUUCUCCGAACAGGUCAUCAGGGACAUGGCUUCUUUCAAUGAACGCCCCGUCAUCUUCGCCCUCAGCAACCCGACCAGCAAAGCCGAAUGCACUGCUGAGCAGUGUUACAUGUUUACAGAGGGGCGGGGCAUCUUUGCCAGUGGCAGUCCAUUUGACCCCGUCACCCUGCCUGAUGGGAGGACAUUCUACCCUGGUCAGGGAAACAACGCCUACAUCUUCCCUGGCGUGGGCCUGGGCGUCUCGGCUUGCGCUGUCAGACAUAUUAGUGAAGAAAUCUUCCUUAUUGCAGCAGAGUCUCUCGCUAACCUGGUGACGGAGGAGGACCUGGCACAGGGAAGAUUGUAUCCUCCUCUCAACUCUAUCAGGGACGUGUCUCUCAAACUGGCUAUCAAGAUCAUGGAGUACGCCUACGAGCACAACAUGGCCACACUUCGCCCAGAGCCGUCUGACAAAGAUGCGUUCUUGCACUCGCUCACCUACAGCACUGACUAUGAAGAGUUUGUUGUGGACUCGUACCGUUGGCCAGAGGGAAGUAUGACUGUGCAGUCAUGCAAACUUUAAAGCACUGGACCGAGACAGGAUGAGCCCUGGUGGGGCAAGAAAUCCUGUUCCGGAGUUCCUCUCACCUACUAUAUAUCUCUGGUGUCUGUCUGUUGCUCCUUCAUCUUCAGCGCUAGACAAACUGAACCCACCAUUCACUUAGUCUCACAGUGACACCAUUUACCUUGUACCUCACCAUGCUUUCAUACUUAAACCCUUGUUUGCUUUACAAUGAGUGACCAACUUAAAAAUGCUAUGGCAAUGUGUGUGUGAAAUGCAUUAUGUGGUGCUCUGGCCUUCUCCAGAGGUCACUUAUAUCAUUGCAAUAGAAAUAGCAAAUUGAGUUUGUUUUUUGUUUUUUUUAUUAAUUAUCAUCAGACAUUGACAGAAAAACUUUAGGGGUUAGGGUUAGGGUUAGCCCUGGCUUCAAAUCAAUAUCAAUAUAUGUAAUAAUCAGAACAACGUUUUAAAAAAGCAUAUUUAGGUAUUCUUUUUUAGGAGAAAACUCUUGCUUCAUAAUUUGCUUCAUCAGGACUGUUUUGAUGUGGUUUGAUAAGAUCUGAUUGACAGUAACCAAACAGCCUACCAACUGACAAUAUAUAUUUUAAUCAAAUGUUGAUGAUUUCACACCAAACCAGAGAUGACAUGCACAGUGUAACACAUUUGUGAGACUUGAUCACUAUGAGCCAUAAUACAGUAGCAGUCUGCAUUAUUUUCUUUUACUUGCAGAGUUUGCGGUGUAUGUGAGCAAGCCACAAUAAAAACAGCAGGUGAAUCAAACUGGCUUAUGGUCCAACAGUGUCUGGCUGUCUGAAUUAAACUGAGGAUGAUUUUACGUUAAUUAAUCAAUCACAGGCCAGACAGUCAGAACCAGAGGCCUUGGCUGGGCCGCUGCCCAUCCCAGUCUGAAAUCAAUAGUGGAGCAACCAGACCAGUCAGUGUCCAGUGAUGAGCGUCUCGCCCCGGGCAAAACUCUGAGAGACAAACAUUUGUUUUCAUCACUUUUGCCUCACCCCUCCCUUCAAAUCCCCAAAUCAGCCCUGGGCACCCAAUGCUCUGACAUGACAAUAUGUCUCAAUGUCAACACCAUCCGAUAGUCAAUUAGCUGUCUGGGCCAUAAAUGGUCCAUCAGUAUUCCAGCACAUAAAUAACCUUUGCUUGGUUGUGUAUUUAAUAGCUUACUUAAUAUUUCUGCUUCCCAGAAUGGGCUAAGAGAGACAAGAAAGAUUUCAGGGAAAGAAUGACAUGAAGGUGACCUGAAUGUAUAUUACAAUGUGCUUUUGUGCCAAAUACUGGUUGUUCUACAGCAGCGGUUCUUUUUGGUCCAGAAGAACUGAAAGUACCCCUUCAUCAGCGCUGCCUGCCAUGUUCAUUAGAGCUCAUUUAAACUGUCUUCUAUUCGAGUUUGCAUUCUUAUUACUCAACGUUUCAACCAUUUAUCCAAUACUUUAAGCUAAUUUCUUCAGCUGUGUGUCCGUUAGUUUUAGCUGUUUUUCAUUCAUCUAUUAGCCUACAUUUAGCUAACUAUUUUACCAUCGAGCCAAUACUGUUAGCUAACUAUUUGGACUGUUUAUUCACCUAAAAGUUAUUCAUCAACCGUUUAUUCUUUACAUUUAGUUCUUUCAACCAUUUACCUCUUACUUUUAGCUCUGUAUUUUAAACAUACAUCCAUUACUUCUAACUAAUGUAAGCUACUUUAAUAAUUUAUCCAUCACUUUUAGCUCUCUUUUGCCUCCUUUUAUUCAUUACUUUAAGCAAAUUGUUUAGACUUCAGCCUGGCAAUAUGUGGAUAUAUACAUAUAUUUUUUAAAUCAAAUUAUAGUUCAUGGUUUGCUUUUUUCAAAUAAAUUAUGCUACUCCAAGAUCUUUCCAUGUAGCCUACCCUGUUGGGAAUAGGUAUUUUACAGUAUGUUUGCUCCUUUGUAAAACUGACUAUUAGUAAAAUACUGUAGAUUACUCUCUUA
Messenger RNA from Seriola aureovittata, 3773 nucleotides. RefSeq names its product malic enzyme 1, NADP(+)-dependent, cytosolic (gene me1). The coding region runs from base 64 to 1830 and encodes 588 amino acids. Gene Ontology annotation, molecular function: malate dehydrogenase (decarboxylating) (NADP+) activity; malate dehydrogenase (decarboxylating) (NAD+) activity; NAD binding. Gene Ontology annotation, biological process: malate metabolic process; pyruvate metabolic process. The record is from RefSeq and is a predicted model, not a curated record. Lineage: Eukaryota; Metazoa; Chordata; Actinopteri; Carangiformes; Carangidae. The transcript is spliced from 15 exons. Gene Ontology annotation, cellular component: mitochondrion.